CCACACCACGAGAAGAAACUAUCUUCCUUCCACACUCAAAACCACCAUUAAAGCCUUUUCCUUUUCUUAAUUUUUUUUAUUAUCUUAUUCUUUUAGCUCCGAGAAACAUAAUCUGAUUAGUUUCUUUAUUUCUGUGAUUCAGAGGCCUUAAGCUCGAGCAUCGACCAUGGCCUCCUCUUCAUCCACGGCCCUUUCGAUCUCUUCCUCUUCGACCAUCAUCGAUUCCAGGGCUCCGCCUCGUCAAUCCGCCGCCGUUUCGCCGUCGUGUGUCACUCUUCCGACGCUUCCUCCGCCGCCGGUCCAGUCCCAGACCCGCACCGCAAAAGCCUCUGCUUACUGUCGGAAGAUGGUUAGGAACGUCGUUGCGAGGGCGACCGGUGAGGCUCCCGCCGAAGUUGCGACGACGGAGCUGCCGGAUAUCGUCAAGACCGUUCAGGAUGCUUGGAACAAAGUGGAGGACAAGUACGCAGUCGGUUCUCUUGCAUUUGCCGGAGUAGUGGCGAUCUGGGGAUCCUCCGGCAUGAUCUCGGCAAUCGACAGGCUUCCAUUGGUUCCUGGAGUCCUUGAACUAGUUGGCAUUGGUUACACUGGGUGGUUCACUUACCAGAACCUCGUCUACAAACCAGACAGGGAAGCUUUCUUGCAGAAGAUAAAGGACACUUACAAAGAAAUCAUAGGGAGCGGCUGAAGAACCUAUGAACACACCCUCCCUGUUUUAUGUGUGUGGCUCAGUUUCUAACACCGUCCUGUCCGACCUUCCCCCUUCGUCCUUGUGCUUAUAUUCCAAGAGACGCGUAACCAAACGUUUUCCGAGCUCUCCCACCUUCGAUCCUUAGAUAUGUGUAAUCCAUCGACGCCGAUGUUGUAAAUCCACAGACUCUUUUUCACAAAAAGAGUUGUCCGUUCUAUGUUGGAUGUCCUGAUGAUUUUCUGUGUUAAAACACGUGCGGUUUUUUAUCAGACGAAUCAAGUCUCUUCUUUGUGA
Messenger RNA from Tarenaya hassleriana, 985 nucleotides. RefSeq names its product protein CURVATURE THYLAKOID 1B, chloroplastic-like. Bases 167 to 688 code for a protein of 173 amino acids. Lineage: Eukaryota; Viridiplantae; Streptophyta; Magnoliopsida; Brassicales; Cleomaceae. Gene Ontology annotation, cellular component: chloroplast thylakoid membrane; thylakoid. The transcript has 6 exons. The record is from RefSeq and is a predicted model, not a curated record.